CGAGAAGACGUCCCCGCACCCCGAUCUUCGGACACCGAGCACAAGACAUUUAAAUUGGCAUGGGCCUCCGAGCCCCACACGCUUGCUCAAGCCAGUCCUCAUGCUGCUACUCACAGCGCUCGUACUCGCCAGCACCCUGCAGUUCUCCAAGCUCGUGGGCGGUGCCGACGCCGCCGUCCAUCGCCAGGGAUCCCUCUCCGACGACGCCUGUCUGGGGUUCUCACCGCGUGACCUGCCCGGAGUAACCGUUGCGCAGAGGACGUACUACCCGGCGAACGCGACCGUGCAGAUUUCAAACGACUAUAUCGGCAUCGCGUCCUCCAACCUCCCCGCGUUCUGCCGCCUCCAGCUGGUGAUCACCACGAACACCACGGCAGGCUCGGGUGCAGAAACGGAAGUGUGGCUCCCAGACGAGUGGAACGCGCGCAUGCUCACUGUGGGCAGCGGCGGGCUUGCAGGAGGAGCGGAUGUUCUAGCGCUUGGGACUCGAGCGGUAUCGCGAGGAUUUGCCGGUGUGUCCACCAACGGGGGCCACAACUCCGCGGCCACCGACGGUUCCUGGGGCGGACCCCAUGACGAUAACGCCAUCGUCGACUGGGCCUGGAGAGCUGUCCACCUCAGCGUUCUCGCGGGCAAGGAGAUUGUGAAGCAAUUCUACAACGAGGCCCCGAAAAAGUCGUACUACCUAGGAUGCUCUACCGGCGGCCGUCAGGGCCUAAAAGAGAUCCAGCUAUUUCCCGACAGCUUCGACGGCGCCGUCGUUGGCUCACCCGCCAACUGGCUCUCCCGGUUGACGUCCUGGGGCGUGUACCUCGCCCGCCUCGUUGAGCCCGCGACGUCCUCACGGUUCAUCCCGCAGGAGGUCUGGACGGGCGUGAUCACCCCAGAGGUCAUGAAGCAGUGUGACGCGCUCGACGGCGUGUCCGACCGCGUCAUCAACGACCCUCGGCUGUGCAACUUCCGCCCUGAGACUCUGGCCUGCCGCCCGAGCCAAGACCCCUCGACCUGCCUGAACGCAGACCAGAUCGCCGCACUGCGGCACAUCUACGCGGACUACUACGAGGACGGCGCGUACGUGUUCGGCGGGUUCAACCCCGGCGGCGAGGACGUGUACUUCUCGACGUACUUCCAGGCGGGCCCCAGCCCGCUCCCGACAGGCUGGCUGGAGUACAUGGUAUUGAACGAUACGGAGUGGACGAUCGACCAGUACAACUCCAGCGUGUACAAGAUCGCGGACAAGAUCAACCCCGGAGACGCGAACGCAAUCGACCCGGAUCUGCGUGCGUUCGCGGCGCCGCCGCGCAACGGCAAGGUGCUGCACUACGUCGGGCUCACGGACGACGUCAUCAGCCCGCGCAACAGCUUCCACUACUACGACACCGUGCGCGCGCACGUCGCCCGCAGCGGCCCGGGGGGGCUGGACGUCGACGACUUCUACCGCCUCUUCCCCGUGCCGGGCAUGAACCACUGUACGGUGCUGACAUCGGGCGGGCACGGGGCGAAUGCAUUCGGCGGCGUGUCCCAGCCGCCCGUCGCGCCCGACGCGGCGCACGACAUCCUCGCCGCGCUGCUCCGCUGGGUCGAGCACGGGGUCGCGCCCACGACGAUCGUCGCCACGAAGUUCCGCAACGACACGCUGUCCGAGGGCGUCGCGUUUACGCGCCCGCUGUGCAAGCAUCCGCUGGUGGUGCGGUACCGCGGAGGCGACCCGGAUGAGGCAGGGAGUUUCGAAUGUGCGUGACGUGGGUCGGCUGGAGAACGGGCGCACGGUGGCGCGGCUCGACGGGGAAGACGAGUGAGUACCGCUGGUGUCGAAGUCGUGUGGGAGUGUCAUGGCGGCAUACUGAAGUACACUGGCCUUUGUGGUACAGCGGGGGCAGAGUAGCACUGUUAUCACAUUGGGAUUUGGAGUGUCCGUGCCGCUAUGUUCCGUACUUGAUCUGUGCACGCUCUGGACGUCUUUGACGUCUUUUUCAAUUUGUACCGUGUAUUCCUUUGUAGUACGGUAUGUAUUUAUGUAUUU
This is a messenger RNA of Trametes versicolor FP-101664 SS1, 2023 nucleotides long. RefSeq names its product feruloyl esterase-like protein. The transcript has 14 exons. The coding region runs from base 101 to 1741 and encodes 546 amino acids. The record is from RefSeq and is a predicted model, not a curated record. Lineage: Eukaryota; Fungi; Basidiomycota; Agaricomycetes; Polyporales; Polyporaceae.